Chanos chanos (milkfish) is the source of this 1588-nucleotide messenger RNA. It is a transcript of the gene nudt12, whose product is annotated as nudix (nucleoside diphosphate linked moiety X)-type motif 12. The coding region runs from base 75 to 1448 and encodes 457 amino acids. Gene Ontology annotation, biological process: NADP+ catabolic process; NAD+ catabolic process. The transcript has 7 exons. Gene Ontology annotation, molecular function: NADH pyrophosphatase activity; protein binding; metal ion binding. Lineage: Eukaryota; Metazoa; Chordata; Actinopteri; Gonorynchiformes; Chanidae. The record is from RefSeq and is a predicted model, not a curated record. Gene Ontology annotation, cellular component: peroxisome; cytosol.
GUUACAAAACAUGUCAAAAUCUAACUGCUGCGCGUCCUCGUUGUAAAUCAGAGUGUAGAACAGUCUUAAAGAAGAUGUUUAACGCUCAUCUUAGUGCCAAAGAUGAAAUGGUGGAGAAAUUCUUGGAUUAUGCAGCCAAGGGAGACUUGGAGAAAAUAUCAGCAAUGAUCUCCCAUUCGACCACACUGAUCAAUGAGAGAGGAGAACAAGGCUGGACUGCUUUAAUGUUUGCAGCAAGAAAUGGGCACUAUGAAGUGGCUAAAAUCCUCAUUUCAAAUGGGUGUGACAAAUCCUUGGUAAACAAGUCGGGUCAAACUGCGUAUGAUAUAGCCAAAUUUUGGGGCUACAAGCACAUUGCAAAGUUGUUCAUAAACGGUGGAGACAGUAAUCUUCAUAACCUUCUGCCAUGCACUGGUGUCGGGGACCAAGAAAUCUACUUCAACAGGGAAUUUCUCAACAGAAUGAGUGAAAAACGAACCAACUCGGAGUGGCUUGCAGCAAAACAGUCCUCACCUGAAACAGUUUUCAUUGUAUUUUACAACUUGAACCUUCUUGUCACGUCGGGACCAGACAAGGAAACAGCUAGUCAGCCCAAUGUGAAACUGUGCAAACUCAAUGCUAGCUCUGUAGAAGCAUUAUUAAAGAAGAUUGACACAACAGUUGUUUUCCUUGGGGUGGAGAAAGAGGUUAAAAAAUCCUCUUCAUCUCCGACGGCAGAUGAGGAUGGACUCGUUGCCUGGUUUGCUCUUAACACAGAUGAAGAUCCAACAGAGUGUCUGAAAUCCAUAGAUGCAAACAGCUUCUACAUCAAACGUCCAAUGCCAGAUCUCCUGUUCCUGAAUGAGGAUGAGGCAGGGGUCACUGCACACGCGAGGUCAGUGCUGGCCUGGCAUAGUCGCUAUAAAUUUUGCCCAACUUGUGGGUCUGAGACCAGAGUGGAUGAAGGUGGGCACAAGAGGACGUGUUUGAGAGAGGACUGCAAAAGUCUCAAAGGUGUCCACAAUACAUGUUACCCAAGAGUUGAUCCUGUUGUGAUUAUGCUGGUCCUUCACCCUGACGGAAAUCAGUGUUUAUUGGGAAGAAAGAAGAUUUUUCCUCCAGGAAUGUUCUCAUGUCUUGCUGGAUUCAUUGAGCCAGGUGAAACCAUAGAAGAGGCAGUAAGGAGAGAGGUGCUGGAGGAGAGCGGAGUUAGAGUUGGCCCUGUCCAGUAUGUGUCCUGUCAGCCCUGGCCAAUGCCCUCCAGCUUAAUGAUAGGAUGCCACUCCGUAGCCUUAUCCACUGACAUCAAAGUAGAUGAGAAUGAAAUUGAAGAAGCUCGCUGGUUCACUCGACAGCAGGUAGUAGAUGCUCUUUUAAAAGCUAAGCAGGCAGUUUUCACCAUGCCCCCGAGACAAGCUGUUGCCCAUAACUUGGUCAAACACUGGAUUGGUAUGAAUGCAAACCUCUAAACUUUGAAACAGUUAAUCAAUUGAACAUUCAGAGUUCAAUAAGAACACUACAUUACAAAUAUGUUUUAUUUGAUAUAUGAUGGUGAUUAUGGUCAUGAUUGACCUUGAAGCUGAAACAAUAAUAUUUGAAACACGUAUUU